Molecule: messenger RNA, 1785 nt
Organism: Kogia breviceps (pygmy sperm whale)
Lineage: Eukaryota; Metazoa; Chordata; Mammalia; Artiodactyla; Physeteridae
Gene: QNG1
Product: Q-nucleotide N-glycosylase 1
Source: RefSeq, a predicted model, not a curated record
CCGUCUGUUUUGCUAUCCUUUCUGAGAGAGCGGGAGCCUUUUAGGGCAGCGAUCCCACGGUGAAAAGGGAGGGGGAGUCGUAGGGGACCCUGGCCCUUGCCCCAGCUAGAGAGGGAAGAGAGUUUGGCUGGCUUGCGGGCGAGAGCGUCCGUUCCCUUUCCACAGCGGAGGGGCGGAUGGAUGGGCUUCUGACUCCCAGGGAGUCCGCAGAAUUCAUUGCGGAGAACAGUCGAGAUGUGUUCAUUGACAGCGGAGGCGUGCGGAGGGUGGCCGAGCUUCUGUUGGCCAAGGCCGCGGGGCCUGAGCUGCGCGUGGUGGCCUGGAAGGCCCUUCACGAAUUGAACCCCAAGGCGGCCGACGAGGCCGCCGUUAACUGGGUGUUCGUGACAGACACGCUCAACUUCUCCUUCUGGUCGGAGAGUGACGAGCACAAAUGUCUGGUGGGGUACGGGGGGAAGACGUACAGUGGGUACUGGUCCCUGUGCGCCGCGGUCAACAGAGCCCUGGACGAAGGGAUACCAAUAACUAGUGCUUCGUACUAUGCCACAGUGACCCUGGAUGAGGUUCGGCAUAUUCUCCGUUCUGACACAGACGUCCCCAUGCCUUUGAUAGAAGAGAGGCAUCGGAUUCUCAAUGAAACCGGGAAAAUUCUGCUUGAGAAAUUUGAAGGCUCUUUUCUUAAUUGUGUCCGAAAAAGUGAUAAAAGUGCUCAGAAGUUAUUGCACCUAGUAGUUGAAAGCUUUCCUUCUUAUAGAGAUGUGACUCAGUUUGAGGGGAAAAGAAUUUCUCUUUACAAACGGGCCCAAAUCCUUGUGGCAGAUACGUGGAGUGUAUUAGAGGGAAAAGGAGACGGCUGCUUUAAGGACAUCUCCAGAAUCACCAUGUUUGCUGACUAUAGAUUACCUCAGGUUCUUGUUUACCUGGGAGCCCUGAAAUACUCUGAUGAACUACUGGAGAAGCUUCUCAAAGGAGAAGUGCUUUCGUAUGGGAAUAGGCAAGAGGUGGAAAUCAGAGGGUGUUCACUUUGGUGUGUUGAGCUGAUCCGGGAUUGUCUUCUGGAGCUUACUGAAAAAAAGGGUGAAAAAACUAGUGGAGAGAUCAAUUCCAUUCUUCUGGAUUAUUUCUUAUGGGACUAUGCCCGUGAUCACAGGGAAGAUAUGAAAGGAAUUCCAUUUCAUCGCACACGUUGCAUCUAUUAUUGACCCACAGUGUAAACUGAUCCUAAGAAAACUUGCAUUUUUAUAUCACAUAAUUAUUUGUAUAAUUUUGCUUUGUUAUUAGAGAAGGUGGUAGAGGUUACAGCAACAAGAAAAUUAAUUACCCAGGCUCUCUUAAAAUAUUUUUCCUGACAUAUCAGUCUGUAUUGCCAACUUUUUCCUUUUUUUGCUUGUUUCAUUUUGACUAUAUUUUCCUUUUCUAUGGAUACGUGACAGAAAUAGUAAAGGAAAUUUAAUGCUUUCUUUAAAUCUCAUUUCUUAAAAUUAAUCAUGCCUUAUAAUGUGAUUGAUCUUUGGUAAUAAUAUUUCAUCCAUUCAAUUGGUAUCUUUUUUCAAGGUGUCGUAAAAUGUUCUAUAUACUUUAAUCAUUUGAUGUAAGAGAGAGAGAAGGUAGGGUCUUUGCUGUAAGAAUGCUGCUGCUCUUGUAGAAAUCAAUCUUGACAGAUUUUUAAAAACUUCUUAUUGAUAAACAUAAUGACUUUCAAUUUAGGAUAUCUGUCCAGUUUUUUUUCUUCUUCAGAGUAACUACAUUAGAAUUUAUUGAAUAAAGAUUUUUUAAACUUCUCUU